Molecule: messenger RNA, 4362 nt
Organism: Lytechinus pictus (painted urchin)
Lineage: Eukaryota; Metazoa; Echinodermata; Echinoidea; Temnopleuroida; Toxopneustidae
Exons: 10
Coding region: 835-2865 (676 amino acids)
Cellular component (GO): nucleus
Molecular function (GO): DNA binding
Source: RefSeq, a predicted model, not a curated record
AUGGGUCCGACUAACACAAUUAGUUCCACGAUGAUGUUAGUCUAGAUUCUAGACGUCGGUGUACUUGUUAUUUCCCCGUUAUUUCUCUCCCCUUGCUUUAUUCUCCCAUGCGCGCCAUCUCCAGUGAUCUCGCUAUCCCCUCUUUCACGCCCCUCACCAUGAGGGUAGGAAAUCGUGUGGCUGUUUUAAUUUCGGGCAUAGAGGUCGAGGAUUGUGUUAUUGAUCAACUGAAUUAUAGAACAGUCUAGAUCCUGCAGCCUGGCAAGCGCAACGCAAAGGACUACGAUGAUGUCCGAUCUCUGGCUUCACGGGAUUCGCACGUCUGGUCUAAAUUCUAAAAAACUAAAAGCUAGCAAACGAAGACGAAAGGAAAGAAGCAAUAGUUUGUUUUGUUCAAAAUUUUCCACUCCUUCUCUCUUAGAAGAAUUGCGUCGAAAAAAAUUGAAACUUGAAAGGUAAAUGUGUGGUCUUGCUAGUUUUGUUAAAUCUUGAAAAUCACUAACUGAUAUUCUUGCGAGUGGGACUACACUGUAAUUAUUCAUCAACUAAGCGGCCGUGACUCUACGACCGAGCCUAGCCGAGCGCUAGCGAUAACGCGACGUUAGGCGUGGGGAAGAGCAUGCCGUUGACGUUAUAUGAGUUAACUUGCCAAACAUCGGACACUGACUUGUUUUUAUAGUCUCGUCUCUGCGAUUGCAUUUGUCUGGAAAGUAUGGCACUUUCACAACAUCAUGAACAUUGGAAGCAAUUCUAAUUUCACUUGUCAGACAGAGAAAGAUUCAAAGAAUAUUAAAACAAGUAAAAGACAGUAACUGAGACUGAUACUUGCUCAGCAUGGAGACAUCCCAAUCGCCCCCUAAGCGUUGCAGAACGUACUCCCAGGAGGACCUGAAGAAGGCUGCCAGAAAGUACUUGCUCAGCAUGGAGAUAUCCCAGUCGCCCCCUAAGCGUUGCAGAACGUACUCCCAGGAGGACCUGAAGAAGGCUGCCAAAAAGGUGAAGAAGAAAAAGAUGCCUUUGGCGGCUGCUGCAAGGAAAUAUAAUAUCCCUGAGAGAACCCUUCGUGACAAGGUUUCUGGACGAUAUUUCAAGAAAGGUAUCAAGAAGGACACCAACAAGGACACAUCGUCACCAUCCACCAACCAACACGUUAAAGAAGAAGGUGAUGAGAAACCCCAAACUGUCAAAAAGCGCAGUGUAGGCUAUUCACAGGAAGAUAUUGAGGAAGCUGUGAGAUUGGUCAAGAAGGAAGAGAUGACUUUAAGUGCGGCUGCGAAGAAAUUUAAUAUUCCCAGAACCACACUUGAUAACAAGGUUUUUGGACGUACUGCUGCUACGUGUAACCUCGGGAGGGCCUCUUUCCUUACAGCUGCCGAAGAAGCCCAGCUUUCAAAUUGGGCUCUGCAGAUGUCUGACAAGGAAACGCCGUCACCACCACCCAUCAACCGAAACGAUAAAGAAGAAAACUCUAUAGCAGUUGUUGAGAAAAAGUUGAUGAGAAAGCACUGUGUACGCUAUUCUCAGGAAGAUAUGGAGUUAGCUGUCAGAACGGUCACAAAGAGAGAGAUGACUCUAAGGGCGGCUGCAAAGAAAUUUAACGUUCCCAAAAGCACACUUCAUGACAAGGUUUUGGGACGUACUCCUGUUAAGUGUAACACCGGGAGGGCCUCCUUCCUUACAGCUGCAGAAGAAGCCCUGCUUUCAAAUUGGGUUCUGCAGAAGUCCCACAUCAGUCAAAGUCCAGCCAAGAAGGACAUUAUUCAGGUUUCUGGAUGUUAUUCCAAGGAAGGCAUCAAGAAGGACACAGACAAGGACACACUGUCACCAUCCACCAACCAAAACGUUAAAGAAGAAGGUGAUGAGAAACCACAAAGGGUCAAAAAGCGCUGUGUAGCCUAUUCACAGGAAGAUAUUGAGGAAGCUGUCAGAUUGGUCAAGCAGAAAGAGAUGGCAUUAAGGGCGGCUGCGAAGAAAUUUAACAUUCCCAGAAGCACACUUCAUGACAAGGUUUUGGGACGUACUGCUGUUAAGUGUAAACUCGGGAGGGCCUCCUUCGUUAUAGCUACAGAAGAAGCCCAGCUUUCAAAUUGGGCUCUGCAGAUGUCCGACAAGGACACGCCGUCACCACCACCCAUCAACCCAAACGAUAAAGAAGAAAACCCAAUAGCAGUUGAUGAAAAAAGGGUCAAGAAGCGCCGUGUAGGCUAUUCACAGGAAGAUAUGGAGUUAGCUGUCAGAAUGGUCAAGAAGAAAGAGAUGACUUUAAGGGCGGCUGCGAAGAAAUUUAAUGUUCCCAGAAGUACACUUCAUGACAAGGUUUUUGGACGUACUGCUGUUAAGUGUAAGUUCGGGAGGGCAUCCUUCCUUACAGCUGCAGAAGAAGCCCUGCUUUCAAAUUGGGUUCUGCAGAUGUCCCGCGUCAGUCAAUGUCCAUCCAAGAAGGACAUUAUUCAGGUGGUAAAGAGGAUUCUUGACGACGAUGGCCGUGAGACUCCUUUCAAGAACAAUCAGCCAGGCGAAAAAUGGUUUAAUCUUUUCCUGAAGAGGCAUCCAGAGCUUGCUCCUGGGACUCCUAUAUUAAAGUCUAAAGUGCCAAACCCUAACUUUGUUUCUCCAGCAUUGCACAAACACUUAACAGUGCCUCUUGCCUCGGACAGCCCUUGCCUCAAGAGGGAGAACACUGAUGAAAUCUCGAGUGAUGUCAGAUUAAAGACCCGCAGAGUGAAAAAGUCCAAGCAGACAGAAGUAGAAGAGAAGAAGAAAGGAAAGAGUGGAACCAACAUAGCAAAGAUUGUUACCAUUGUUGUAAAGGGCAAUAAAAAGCCUGAAGUUCAUGUGAGAUAUGAUGAAGAUUUGGACCUGUGAGAACUCUUAUUAUUCUAGUUAGAACUCGAAAAAUUAUUUUAAUAUUAAUGGAGAAAAUUGACCAAGACCACAUAACACAAAGCUUAGCAAUGAUUGUAGGAACAAUUUUUUUAUUGAUUGCAGUGAUCACAUAAUGCAAUAAUCAAUUUUGAAAAUCCAGCAUAUGUUAACAACCUAGUGAACAAUCAAUCCCUUUUCUUUAUGUCAGGGUUCCCAGUCAUGGAAAAAUUUUGAAAAGUCAUGGAAUUGCAUUUACCUCUUGGCUAUGGCAGCUUUCCAGUUUGCCGUGUCUCGCAACUCUCACUCUGUGAUCAUACUCUGCUAUUAUAAUUAGUGUUCAUGAAUAUCAAUUUUCCCAGUUUUGUGACAUCCCAAAUUCUACAGAACUCCUGGGACGUCACAGGAAGUCAUGGAAAAGUCAUGGAAUUCUGUUUUUAAAUUUCUGUGGAAACCCUGUUACGUAUAGUAUCCCAAGUUUAGAUAGAUAUUUGGAUCCCAUAAUUACCUUCAGAUGGCCCAUUUCUGGUUUUAAGGUGGCAGUUUAUUUUCUUAAAGAAUUAGGGCUUGUAUUCAUAAAUAAAUGUGAACAUUUAUGGAAGUAUGAAGAUUGUGGUAUGAUUUGUCUUUUUGGUUACUACCAUGACAACAGAGUUCAGUAGCCAAUCAAAAUCAAGGAUUUUUUGUGGUAGUAAUCAUUAUGACAAAGUGACCAUAUGGUAACUUAAGUCUAAAUCGAAAGGUCCCCUGUUCAAUUGCUGUAGGUUAUAACUUGUAGGUCAUAUAAUGUUGUGUAUAUGAAUUCAGUGUUCCGAGUUACUUUGAUCAUAGUCUGGUUAUUUUUAGCUCAUCCGGCCGGAAGGGCCAGAUGAGCUUAUGCCGUGGCGUCCGUCGUCUGUCAACAAUUUCAAAAUGCUUCUUCAUCAUUUCAAGUCCGAUUUCAGUUCUGUUUGCUUGAUAUGAUAGCACUAGGUGGGGGAUUCAAAAUUUCUACACAGAAUUUUGAAAUUCAUUAAAUAUGCUAACUUAUGCAUAUUUUUCAAAACUCACAAAAAACGCUUCGUAUUUGUUGACUGAUAUAAAUUUUUUUGUUCCAUCUGAGAGCUUCAUGAGGUUCACCAAGGUUCUGCUCAGAAUUCAGAAUUUUUUACUAGAGAAUAUUUAUGCCAAUUUAUUGAAAUCUAUUCAUAAAUCACCAAAAAAAAUGCUUCUUCUCUGUCAUUUCUUCAUCAAUUUUAAUUGUUUCCUCAAUUUAUGUCACUGAUAUAAUUCGCUAGUGUCAACUGGGCUGAAAUUAAAAAUUGUGUUAAAUUUCGGUGCAGAUGCCAGAUGAGCUCCACAUAAUUAAUGUGCUAGUUAUUAACUGGAACCAUGUCAAAUUGGACUUGGUACUGGCAUUGACCUACAUGUACAUGUAUAAGAGAUGGUGUUUAUUAGCAAGUCUCCCUAUAUUUGAAUGAUGGUUAUCACCUUCUGUUAUUAAACCUAAGAUUAUCUUAA